UUCAUAUUAUAUUCAUAAUAGUUUGUAGCAUGGAAAUAAAGUUUGGCAUCGGAACUGUAUCCGUUAGCAAUUAGCACUUAGCAUAGUCGGAGGGCUUAAGGGCAGAUAAUAAAAAAACAAACGCUUAUUUAUUAACCGUAGACGUGUUUAAAGAAAAGAAAUGUAUGUAAUGGAAGUAAAGUUGGACAGUCAGUGAGUUGGGUUUGUGUGGGAAUUGGUCAAAUGUGUGCCUGCGUGGAUAAACACACAAACGCAGGUUGCUAACGUCUGAGGUCUAAAUCAUACAAGACAACUAACUUUUAUCUUUAGCAAGAAUCUGAUCACUAGUAGUUUAGUGUUCGUCGUUCACAGGAUUACACUUCACAAUCCGCCGAGUCGCAGACAGAAAAGAAGAUGGAGGAAGACGAGCAACCCGGAACUCUUUCAGCGGAGGAUCACGCUGCCGAGGCUAUGGCGGCCGAUCUGGAUCCUUGGAUCGUAUUCGACGCCCGCAAAACUCCCCGAGCCGAGUUCCCAAGUUGGUUGGAAUCCAAUCGUCCUUCACAGGUGAGCCGCUAUGGGGACGAGAUUUCUGGGCCAGUAGGGUGGAUCGCUGUACACGGCACCGAUCACUGCCCGAGCAAUGGCGACGUCUCGGGUUUGCAGGAGAGCUGGGAAAGACUUCAAUCCAGCAGCCGAGCCAUCACUUUCCAGACCAUAAAAGAGCUCGCUCUGAAUCACAGCGUGCUCACAGGGAAAUGGCUGAUGCACCUGGACACAGGUUUCAAAGUGGACCAUGCGUGGGAGUGUGUAGCGAGAGCCAUCCUGGAUGGAAAGAUCUCAAUGGCCAAAGUGAGUCCGCGCGUGCCUAACUCGGACAGCCGGCACGUCAUUUGCGUCUACAAUGACAACUUCACCGACGAGGAGCAAGUGAUGCAGCUGGACGCGGCUAUCAGGGCGACGGGCAUCAAGUGUCCUCUGUCUUACAAGCCGGACGUCUACACGUACCUGGGGAUUUACAGGAAUAACAGGUGGAAGCUGUGUCCAACAAUUUACGAGAGCAAGUUCGAUCUGGAGUGCGUACCUCGUCGCUCACACAUCGUCAGCAAAGUCACCAACUUAGAGGUUACAUAAGGGGAAGAUUAAAACUCCGGCAUGGAGAACUUGCCUGAUUAUACCGGAGACAACAUUUUGUCGCUUGUACGUUUGUUGUGUCAACCUGUUAAUCAGUUCCUUCACCAAAAAUAUUUCCUCAUUGACAUUUAACUUUCUUAACCAUUUUUUUUAACACCUUUGUUUAAAGUCAGUACUCAAGAUAUUGUAACUUCAUCAUCAUAUCUGCUAUGCCAAGAUGCCAAUUACACCUUUAAUCGUUUGUGUUGAAUCAUUAAAGAACACAGAGAUAUCACA
Tachysurus fulvidraco (yellow catfish) is the source of this 1389-nucleotide messenger RNA. It is a transcript of the gene c7h11orf68, whose product is annotated as chromosome 7 C11orf68 homolog. The transcript is spliced from 3 exons. Bases 394 to 1113 code for a protein of 239 amino acids. The record is from RefSeq and is a predicted model, not a curated record. Lineage: Eukaryota; Metazoa; Chordata; Actinopteri; Siluriformes; Bagridae.